UCUCAUCUUCUGCGCUUUUUAGAAGCAGAAAAUCCAGGAGCUGGCAGGAGGAGGGGAAUGAACCGUGAGGGCGUCCCCGGAAAGAGUCCGGAGGAGAUGUAUAUUCAGCAGAAAGUCAGAGUCCUACUCAUGCUGAGGAAGAUGGGAUCAAAUCUGACUGCUAGUGAAGAGGAGUUCUUGCGCACGUACGCGGGUGUAGUGAAUAGCCAACUUAGCCAGCUCCCUCAACACUCCAUUGAUCAGGGUGCUGAGGAUGUUGUGAUGGCAUUUUCCAGAUCAGAGACAGAAGACAGAAGACAGUAACUACAGGAUACCUGAGCAACACAGAACUGGAGAGGACACUGAGAUUCCUGAAGAUAGAGGAGGAUGACUGAGCAUUAAUAAGUCCCUUUGCCCACCCUAAUUGUUCCUUGGUAUUCCUUCUCCUUGUAAUUUUGUUUCCCUUUGCCCAACCCUCAGAAUGCAUCUCACAGCCAUCUAUUCCUGUAAGUUUUUGCUACUCAGCUGGGCUGUGUUAAUUGAGGACAAACCUAAAGGUGUAUUUUUGAUUGGCUGAAAGGCACAGGCUGUGAUUGGCUAAAGGAAGACCAUUUCUCGAACUUGACCAAUGUAAAACUUUUAUCUUGCAUUUUACUUUAUAUUUUAAAGAAAGUCUCUUGACACCCUGCUUCUAAAGAAGCUUGUCAUGCUGUGGUGCUUACGAAACGUGUGAAUUUGCAGAGGGUUUGAUUUGGCUGCGUAGAACUGGAAGCAACUUGUAGUUGGUUGGCGAUGCAAAUGCUUUCUCUUCAGUUGGCUUGCAGGUAUUUUGCUGACUUCGACAUUUUUUUUGCUGAUGUUUUGGUGCAUUGGUUAUUUCUUUAUUCUUACUGUCGGGGGGGAAAAGACACAUGUGCUUUGCAAUAUUUAUUACACCUACACA
Eurypyga helias (sunbittern) is the source of this 922-nucleotide messenger RNA. RefSeq names its product catenin, beta interacting protein 1 (gene CTNNBIP1). Gene Ontology annotation, biological process: negative regulation of Wnt signaling pathway. Gene Ontology annotation, cellular component: nucleus; beta-catenin destruction complex; cytosol. The coding region runs from base 58 to 303 and encodes 81 amino acids. Gene Ontology annotation, molecular function: beta-catenin binding. The transcript is spliced from 4 exons. Lineage: Eukaryota; Metazoa; Chordata; Aves; Eurypygiformes; Eurypygidae. The record is from RefSeq and is a predicted model, not a curated record.